Messenger RNA from Ustilaginoidea virens, 2775 nucleotides. RefSeq lists its product as uncharacterized. Gene Ontology annotation, cellular component: plasma membrane. The transcript has 3 exons. Lineage: Eukaryota; Fungi; Ascomycota; Sordariomycetes; Hypocreales; Clavicipitaceae. Bases 1 to 2775 code for a protein of 924 amino acids. Gene Ontology annotation, biological process: regulation of intracellular pH; proton export across plasma membrane. Gene Ontology annotation, molecular function: ATP hydrolysis activity; P-type proton-exporting transporter activity; ATP binding. The record is from RefSeq and is a predicted model, not a curated record.
AUGGCUGACAAGGUCGGCGCGCCUGCGCUCGACACCAACAUCGAGUCGGGCAAGUUUGACGAGAAAUCCCGGCAGCAGAUCCCGGCUGAGCACGUCCCUAGUAAGAAGGCUGCCGUCGAGGAGGAGGAUGACGACGAGGACAUUGAUGCCCUGAUCGAGGACCUCGAGUCCCAGGAUGGCCACGAUGCCUUUCAGGAGGAGGAAGAGGAGGGCGCGCCUGGUGGUGGUCGUGUCGUUCCCGAGGAGAUGCUGCAGACGGACAGCCGCGUCGGUCUGACCGAAUCCGAGGUCACUGCACGUCGUCGCAAGUACGGUCUCAACCAGAUGAAGGAGGAGAAGGAGAAUCUGAUUCUCAAGUUCUUUUCCUACUUUAUCGGCCCCAUCCAGUUUGUCAUGGAGGCUGCCGCUGUCCUUGCUGCUGGUCUCGAGGACUGGGUGGAUUUCGGUGUCAUUUGCGCUCUCCUGCUGCUCAACGCGGGUGUUGGUUUCAUUCAGGAGUUCCAGGCCGGUUCCAUCGUCGACGAACUGAAAAAGACCCUGGCUCUCAAGGCUGUUGUUCUCCGUGACGGAACCCUCAAGGAGAUUGAGGCCCCCGAGGUUGUUCCUGGCGAUAUUCUGCAGGUCGAGGAAGGCACCAUCAUCCCCGCCGAUGGUCGCAUCGUCACCGAGGAUGCUUUUCUUCAGGUCGACCAGUCCGCCAUCACUGGCGAGUCGCUGGCCGUCGACAAGCACAAGGGCGACAACUGCUACGCUUCUUCCGCUGUCAAGCGUGGCGAGGCCUUUGUGGUUGUCACCGCCACUGGUGACAACACCUUUGUCGGUCGCGCCGCUGCCCUCGUCUCCCAGUCCGCCGGUGGCACCGGUCACUUUACCGAAGUUCUCAACGGCAUUGGUACCAUUCUGCUGAUUCUCGUCAUCUUCACCCUGUUGGUUGUCUGGAUCUCCUCCUUCUACCGAUCCAACCCCAUUGUCGACAUCCUCAAGUUCACCCUGGCCAUUACCAUUGUCGGUGUCCCCGUCGGUCUCCCCGCCGUCGUCACCACCACCAUGGCUGUCGGUGCUGCCUACCUCGCCAAGAAGCAGGCCAUUGUCCAGAAGUUGUCCGCCAUUGAGUCCCUUGCCGGUGUCGAGAUUCUCUGCUCCGACAAGACGGGCACCCUGACCAAGAACAAGCUCUCCCUCUCCGAGCCCUACACUGUCCAGGGUGUUGACCCCGACGACCUCAUGCUCACCGCCUGCUUGGCUGCGUCCCGCAAGAAGAAGGGUAUCGAUGCCAUUGACAAGGCUUUCCUCAAGGCCCUCAAGUACUACCCCCGCGCCAAGUCUGUCCUGUCCAAGUACAAGGUUCUCGAGUUCCACCCCUUCGACCCCGUUUCCAAAAAGGUCCAGGCCGUUGUCGAGUCCCCCCAGGGCGAGCGCAUCACCUGCGUCAAGGGUGCCCCUCUUUUCGUCCUGAAGACUGUGGAGGAGGACCACCCCAUCCCCGAGGCCGUCGACAAGGCCUACAAGAACUGCGUCGCGGAGUUCGCCACCCGCGGCUUCCGUUCUCUCGGUGUCGCCCGCAAGCGCGGCGAGGGCGCGUGGGAGAUUCUCGGCAUCAUGCCCUGCUCCGACCCUCCUCGUCACGACACUGCCCGCACCAUCCACGAGGCCAAGAACUUGGGUCUGUCCAUCAAGAUGCUGACUGGCGACGCCGUCGGCAUCGCCCGCGAGACUUCCCGCCAGCUCGGUCUCGGCACCAACGUCUACAACGCCGAGCGUCUCGGCCUCGGCGGUGGCGGCGACAUGCCCGGUUCCGAGGUGUACGAUUUCGUCGAGGCCGCCGACGGUUUCGCCGAAGUGUUCCCCCAGCACAAGUACUCGGUCGUCGAGAUCCUGCAGCAGCGUGGCUACCUCGUUGCCAUGACUGGCGACGGCGUCAACGACGCGCCCUCGUUGAAGAAGGCCGAUACCGGCAUUGCCGUCGAGGGUGCCUCGGACGCCGCUCGGUCUGCCGCCGACAUUGUGUUCCUCGCCCCCGGCCUCGGCGCCAUCAUUGACGCCCUCAAGACGUCGCGCCAGAUCUUCCACCGCAUGUACGCCUACGUCGUCUACCGCAUCGCCCUGUCCCUGCACAUGGAGAUUUUCCUGGGUCUCUGGAUCGCCAUCCUCAACCGCGUCCUCAACCUGCAGCUGGUUGUCUUCAUCGCCAUCUUUGCCGACAUUGCCACGCUGGCCAUUGCCUACGACAAUGCACCCUUUUCCCAGACGCCCGUCAAGUGGAACCUGCCCAAGCUCUGGGGCAUGUCGGUCCUCCUCGGCGUCGUGCUGGCGAUUGGCACCUGGAUUGCCCUCACCACCAUGUUUGCCGGCGGCGAGAACGGUGGUAUCGUGCAGAACUUUGGUAAGAUGGACGAGGUUCUCUUCCUGGAGAUUUCCCUCACCGAGAACUGGCUCAUCUUCAUCACGCGCGCCAACGGUCCUUUCUGGUCGUCCAUUCCCUCGUGGCAGCUGUCUGGUGCCAUCCUGGUCGUCGACAUCAUCGCCACCUUUUUCUGCCUGUUUGGCUGGUUCGUCGGUGGCCAGACGUCCAUUGUGGCCGUUGUGCGUAUCUGGAUCUUCUCGUUUGGCGUCUUUGCCAUCAUGGGUGGUCUGUACUACUUUAUGCAGGGCAGCGCCGGUUUCGACAACCUGAUGCACGGCAAGUCGCCCAAGAAGGACCAGAAGCAGCGCUCGCUGGAAGACUUUGUUGUCUCUCUGCAGCGUGUCUCGACGCAGCACGAAAAGUCUUCGUAG